Scleropages formosus (Asian bonytongue) is the source of this 1729-nucleotide messenger RNA. It is a transcript of the gene dusp22a, whose product is annotated as dual specificity phosphatase 22a. Lineage: Eukaryota; Metazoa; Chordata; Actinopteri; Osteoglossiformes; Osteoglossidae. The record is from RefSeq and is a predicted model, not a curated record. The transcript is spliced from 7 exons. Gene Ontology annotation, molecular function: protein tyrosine phosphatase activity. Gene Ontology annotation, biological process: protein dephosphorylation; signal transduction. Gene Ontology annotation, cellular component: cytosol. The coding region runs from base 357 to 986 and encodes 209 amino acids.
AUCCCUUCCGCUGCCAUUGUUUGGGGGGAGGGAAAACAAGCCGGAAGAGGUUCCACGGGCCACUGGAGGUCGUUCGCACACAUACACACGCGCGCGCACAAAAAAAAAAAAUAAAAUAAAUAAAUAAAUAAAAUAAAUUAAACGCGCACUGAAUGGCUGUCAUGGCGCUGAUGGGCCUCCCGUCUGAUGGUUAACGAGCGCGUCUACACUAACAUAGCCGCUCGCGGGAACGCGCGUGACACACGCAGAGCCGUGAGCGCGGUUUUGAGUCAGGCUCGUCAGACUCAGUCUCAGCUCCUUGAGUGUGGUUCUCGUCUUAUAACGCACGGAGAGCGCCGCGGUUUUUCUCCGCAAACAUGGGGAAUGGAAUGAACAAGGUUGUUCCUGGUUUGUAUCUGGGAAAUAUAAGAGACUCAGAAAACAGAGAGAGUCUGUCUGGGAAUGGAAUCACGCACAUCUUGUCAGUGUGCAACAAUGCCAAGCCAGUGUUGGAGGGCAUGACCUACCUGUGCAUCCAAGCAGCAGAUUCAUCCAACCAAAACCUGUUACAGCAUUUCAAAGAGUGCAUUCGCUUCAUUCAUGAGUGCCGUCUCAGUGGGGGUGCCUGCCUGGUGCACUGCCUGGCAGGUGUGUCACGCAGCACCACCGUUGUCGUCGCCUACCUAAUGACCGUCACCAGCUACAGCUGGGAGGAGUGUCUCUCAGCUGUCAAGGCUGUCCGCUCCUUUGUGGGCCCCAAUCUGGGCUUCCAGCAGCAGCUGCAGGAAUUCCAGAUGACUUUGCUGUCGGAGUACCGCGCCUGGUUGCGGACCAGCUACAGACCUAGUCCCUUCAAGGACCAGCAGCAGGUAGGUGAACUGCUGAGGCAGUAUGCAGAGCAGCAGCAGUUGGAGCAUCAGCGCAACGGUGACCACAGCUGGAUGAACCAGGCCACAAGCAUCUACCCGCUGCCCUACAACGCCUACAGCUCCAGCAGCCACAGAUGAGCUGGGGGCCUUCUAGAAUGUCUGCGCUGGGAACUGGAGUUGGAGAGAAGCACAAGUGUCUCCUGCACAUGCCUAGACAACUUGCGGAAGCUUUACAGGGCACUUUGAUACCGCACAGCUUUUUUCAACCACCCAAACCUGCAUAUCGUACCUAUAGCCCUUCCACGUCUUUCUUGUACUGUAUUUUCACAUCUAAGGUGAACACUGUACACAAACUGGCCUAAAAACACUAUUCAGCAAACAGGUUUAGCCUACAUUGCAGGUGAGAAGAGAAACAGGCCUCCUGAAGGAGAUGACAGUUGAACAAAGGGAUGUGAAUUUCUCCACUGACUCAGAUGGUUAUAUUUUACUUCAGGUGCCAAAAGUGACAAUCGCCUGAUGUGCCUGUAUGUUUCGGUCAUGUAAAAGUGUCAGGAAUGGGAGAACGAAACCCCUCCACGUCACACUGAUGGUCAGUUUCAGCUUGAAAGCCAUACAAGUCUAUGAAAUAUGCAAUGUUGUAACAAUGACUACUGAUUGUGGAUUUAUAAAGUGUAUCAUUUAUGUGAGAGCCAUAACAGUUUAUACAGAGUAAUUACAAACCCUAAUUUGAAGUGCUCUAAACAAGGGGGAGGAAGAAAAAAAAAAAAAAAAAAAACUUUAUAGAUAUAGUAGUAUGAAGUGUUAAAAUUGUAAGUGUAAAAUAUUUAACAUUUUACAUUGUCAGUAAAAAACCCGCAUAAAUACUGCUAAUAAAUGCUACA